This is a messenger RNA of Ogataea philodendri, 405 nucleotides long. RefSeq lists its product as uncharacterized. Lineage: Eukaryota; Fungi; Ascomycota; Pichiomycetes; Pichiales; Pichiaceae. The record is from RefSeq and is a predicted model, not a curated record. The transcript has a single exon. The coding region runs from base 1 to 405 and encodes 134 amino acids.
AUGAACUUCCAGUUGGCUGCUGCCAGCUUGGUCAACUCGGAGCUCACCUGGAACGAUGCGAAUUGUUUGAGUUUCUGCUGUUUCUGGGCCUCUUCUCCCAUCGAGACAAACGUGUCGGUGACGAUGAUGUUGGCAUCCUUACAUGCUUUCUUUGGAUCGUGCGAGGUUUCGAGCGUGGCUCCUGUUUCUUCGGAGACAAGCUUGGCAGCUUCCAAAAUGGUUGGGUUCAUGGUAAUUCCUUCAGGAUUGGCAAUCGACACGCUGAUUCCGCUCUUUAGGGCCGCAAUGGCCAGAUCGUUGAUCACGUUGUUGGCGUCGCCCACCCAUGCGAGCUUCAGACCCUUGGUCUCGCCGAAAGUCUCCUUGAUCGUCAGGAUAUCGCAGAUGGCCUGCAACGGAUGGUAG